Pyrus x bretschneideri (Chinese white pear) is the source of this 525-nucleotide messenger RNA. RefSeq names its product RING-H2 finger protein ATL1-like. Gene Ontology annotation, biological process: protein ubiquitination. Gene Ontology annotation, molecular function: ubiquitin protein ligase activity; zinc ion binding. The transcript has a single exon. Lineage: Eukaryota; Viridiplantae; Streptophyta; Magnoliopsida; Rosales; Rosaceae. The coding region runs from base 1 to 525 and encodes 174 amino acids. The record is from RefSeq and is a predicted model, not a curated record.
AUGAUCAAGUUACAUUACUGCUUACUCAUUAAACAACGUCAUCAACAAUUUAACAAGCUACAUAUUUAUGAACAUCGUCCGCUGGAGAAUGAUUCAUUCCCACCACCGCCUCCACAAGCAGAGACUCCUUCAUGGCGGCCUUCACCUUGGUUGGUUCCGUUACCGGUCCACUGCAUAGCUGAAUCCGUCAAGAACCAACUCCCGGUGCUGCAAUACCAAGAAACUCUCAUGAAAACACGAAGGCAAGCAGAAGCAGAAGAACAGGACUGCCACGUGAACAUGUGCAUAGUGUGCAUGGAUAGCAUGGAGGAAGGCCAAGCGGUGAGAGAGCCAUGCAAUUGUUCGCAUGGUUUUCAUAAGGAGUGCCUAGAUGUCUGGAUUGAUCAAGGUCAGCUAACAUGUCCUCUCUGUAGAUCGGAGCUAUUACCUAAAACUUGUAGUACUUCCCCAAACUCAAAAGAUAAGGAUCCAUGGAGGAAGGAGAGGAUGGUUUACUUGUUUGGUGAUGAUUACUUCAUGAGCUAG